AUGUCUUAUGGAGAUGCUUCAGAGAAAGUACUCAGAUCAAAUAUUGGGUUGUUUGCAAUAAAAGCUGGGAGUUUGGCUGAAAGGUUGGCCGAGUAUUUAGCGCAUAAUAUGGGGGUCAAAUCCUCAUAUUUUAGAGAAAAUUGCCUGCCAAGCUCCAGUUAUCUUCGCAUGAACAGAUACCCACCGUGUCCUUUAUCUUUUGAGGUUUAUGGCCUCAUCCCCCGCACUGAUAGUGAUUUUCUCACUGUAUUAUAUCAAGACCAGGUUGGUGGGUUGCAGCUGAGGAAAGAUGGAAGAUGGCUUAGUGUUAGACCAAAUCCUCAAGUUCUAAUUAUCAACAUAGGCGACUUAUUUCAGGCAUUGAGCAAUGGAGUGUACAAGAGCAUUGAACACCGAGUGGUUGGUCAAUCAGAAGUUGAGAGAUAUUCUGCGGGGUAUUUUUAUUGUCCAUCUGAUGAAGCAGUGAUAGAGAGCCUGAGCAAGCCAGCAGUGUAUAGAAAGUUUAGUUUCAAUGAGUAUAGACAGCAAGUUCAAAAGGAUGUAGGAGCUACAGGCGACAAAGUAGGGCUCUCGAGAUUCGUCUUAUAAGAAGAAAGGAAGUUUUCUUCCUACUUAUCACAACUUAAUAUUCUUAAGCAAGUGUAUUAUAUAUGCUUAAUUGUCUAUCAGUGUGUGCAUAUGUAUAGGCCAAAGGACU
This is a messenger RNA of Mangifera indica (mango), 697 nucleotides long. Its product is annotated as gibberellin 2-beta-dioxygenase 8-like. The record is from RefSeq and is a predicted model, not a curated record. Lineage: Eukaryota; Viridiplantae; Streptophyta; Magnoliopsida; Sapindales; Anacardiaceae. The transcript is spliced from 2 exons. The coding region runs from base 1 to 588 and encodes 195 amino acids.